This is a messenger RNA of Fusarium fujikuroi IMI 58289, 3915 nucleotides long. RefSeq lists its product as uncharacterized. The coding region runs from base 1 to 3915 and encodes 1304 amino acids. The transcript is spliced from 5 exons. Lineage: Eukaryota; Fungi; Ascomycota; Sordariomycetes; Hypocreales; Nectriaceae. Gene Ontology annotation, molecular function: catalytic activity. The record is from RefSeq and is a predicted model, not a curated record.
AUGUCUGGUACCUCUCUGGCGUGGACUAAAGUCAUUGAUAAAUGCCUCGAGGCUCUUCAGCGUGCCGAAGUCGCCAUCAACGUGAGCCGACCGUCGCUCGGCCCCGCGUCUAUCACGGCUCAACGGACAAACGACACCCUCGUCUUCGCGCACAAUCGCCUCUCUCAUAUCCGUGAGAUGACCUUUACGAACCAAGAUAACACAGCUAUAGCGAAAUCUAUCCUGUUAUGUGUCUCCAAUACGCUCAUGAGUGUGCAGAAGAUGGUCACUGAGUCUCUGACGGCGUUCCCAGAUGCUCCUUGGCCACUUAUCUUCGCCAAGAAAGCCUUCUGUUCUGUCCAGAAAAGUAUUUUCGCUGGAGUCAAUGGCCUCUCCGACAAGAGCUUCCAGUCCAAGGUUGCGCCCAAGAUGCACAGCACCUGCAAAGAUGCGAACAGGGAACUGCUUGCUGCCCUUGAGAUUGCCACUGCUACCAAACCUUUGGCCAUUCACAACGUUUAUAAUCAUCUCAACAAACUCAAGGUCGGCCCCUUACUCUCCUACUUGGACUCAUGUUCCGGCCAUAGCAUUCUUCUUGGAGACUUCAACUACCAUCACGAGGACUGGAACGGCGAUCAAAAAGACGGAAACGAGCACGUCGGGCAAGAAGGCGCGAUGACCUACCCCAAUUCCAAGGAUGUAUCGAAACACAGCUCGACCAUCGAUUUGACCUUUGCCAAGGAGUCGAUCAGUGCGUCCAUUGGGUACUGCGAAGUGCUCCAAGUGCCAGGGUUCCUCAGUGACCAUCGCGUCAUUGAAACAUCGGUCAAGAGAACGGUGAAGACGCUUGUUAAGACUAUGCCCUGCUGGCACAAGAUAACUCCCAACAAGUUCCAGCGUCAUCUCAAGCCCCGCCUUCCACCUCUCGAUAGCCCGGUUGGCAACGAAGAGCAGGUUGUUGCCUUAUUUGCCAAGGUCAUAGAUGCUCUACACGUCACUAUGAUGGAGAGCGUGCCUAGGAGGUCUUGCGGUCUCAGACCUCAAGGUCAACGAACCAUGCAGCUGGCAUCCAAGUUGAGAAAGCGACUUGCAGAGUUGGACGAUCUCAAGAAGAAGGAUCAGACGCCCAAGACAUUGAAGAGGAUAUUGUUUCUCGAACGAGACAUCGACAAGUUGAACACUGAGAUGUGGAGUGAGUCCGACCGCGACAAGACUAUACCUCCCUCGGCGAGAGCAUUCUUCAACGUGUUCAGGUUGGCCAGGGGCAGAUCUCAACCACUUCAGUUUGCUCAGACCCCAACACUCAAGUACGAGGGCGACAGCGAUGCUGGCAACGAACCGCAACUUGCGGUAACAGAUGAGCAAAAGAUUGAGAUGAUCAAGAAGGUCAAGUUCCGCAACAACAACAAUCCCGAGUCUACGAGGAUCUUGGAGGAGCCUGGUCCAAGGCACGAUCCCAAGCGAGAGGACAUUCACAUACCCCGGGACGUCGAUGCUGAGAAGCUUCGGACCAUCAUCAAGGGUCUCAAGAACAACAAAGCCCCGGGACCGGACAAGGUCCCCAACGAAGCAAUCAAGCUCGGCAUGGAGCUUUUGCUGCCUUACUUUGUGCUUGGAUUCAGAGCCUGCCUCAACCUAUCACUUCAUCCCGCCAACUUCAAGGAUAGCAUCAUCGUCAUGCUACUGAAGGCUGGCAAGGAGCCAGACAAGCCCGAGUCUUACAGGCCCAUUUCCUUACUCUCGACCGUCGGCAAACUUUACGAAAGGAUCCUCGCCGACAUGAUGCUUGAUGUCUUGAAGGAACACCUACAUCUCCUUCCUGCAACUCAGUUUGGUAACAAGACAACAACCGAGGCCCUGCAGUAUCUCUUUCGUAUCAUCUUCAGUACUUGGUGCUCCAAUAGUGAUGACGUCGUUACGAUGCUCGGUCUGUACAUGAGCAGUGCCUACGAUAACGUCUAUCGCCAGAAGCUUUUGCAAAUCCUGUACGACAAAGGUUUCCCCAGAUGGUUCGUCGACAUCAUCGGGCUUGUACUUUCACUGCGAGAUGCCACUAUGCGUUUGCCCGGCAUCAUCUCUGAGCCUUUUGAGCUGAACACGAGAAUCCCCCAAGGAUCGCCCAUUUCUACUGUCCUCUUCUUCUUCUUUGUUUCUCCUCUCGAGACCGUCCGCCUAUACCAGUUCUCUUUGGUGGAUGACGUCUACUACAUCGCGGUGUCUCGCAGCUACACCAUCAACUGUAGAGGACUUGAAAUCCUCCAUGAGCAGAUGUUACUAAUCGCCAAGGAGCUGUUCAUCAACUUUGGUUCUCAGAAGUACCACGUCAUGCACAUGAGACUACCAACCGUUCGACAGCCGACCCACAACCAAGAAGUCGAUGGUGGUUAUGUUCACGACAGCGACUCAGACAAACUGACCCAGGCUGAUCACCAGCCUAUAAGCUUAUCUCUACGCUAUGCUUGCCGAUCUGUUGCAGAGGAAACAAAGUCAUUCCCGUUCAAGCUAAAUUCCAUCACCUUCUCGACCCUUUAUCGCAAAGACCUUCAGCAUCAAGCAGCGAUACACAGUACCCUCAUUCGGUUCCAUACCGUGUUGCUAUCUGAGCUUUUACUACGAAUGAGACAUUUUGUCACUCCUGAUAUGUUUUAUGAGGUCGAGGAAGUAGCUCCUCAAUACAUCAAAGCUAUCAAGUGGCGCAUCAACGACUGCAUCGGAUACGAUCAACACCCUGAAUUGCCACCACAAGAUUUCGAUGAUGUUGCGAAUUUCCACAAUCUAGGAGUUCUCACCAGAGCAAAGCUAGAUUGGAAUGAUAGCACUCUUGGGUUCCAACGCGCCAUUGUUUGUAUCCUGCGCCAAAUCAAUGCGAAGAACGCAGCCGAUAUCGCGGAAGCCAUCAAUGAGGCUUUGCCAGGAUGGACCAAGUCAUCCUCACCGGAAGAGCUUUUCGAUAUGUCGUUCGAUCACUGGGACAUCCCCUCGCUCUCCUGCCUCCGAGAAACAGCCGAGCGUCUGCAACGGCAGCGCUUUUUAGAAAGCCUGGGUAACUGGCAUCGAGUCCAAGACCAUGACUCAGGGUUCUUGGAUUCGAGGUACAAGGGGCCGAGGUACAGAUACCGCCGAAAAUACUGGUUCUCGGCAACCGCUGUCGCUAUAAGAUUCCUCAAACGCUUAUCGUUAACCCAACGUGGAUACUUGCACAAGCUGAUACUGAACGAAGACAGGAUCUCAGUUGGGUUUCCCGAGUCCCACGCGAUUGGGAUGAUUCACUUUUGCAAGGAGAACCCAAAGAUGCAUCUUGAACAACGUGUUGACGUCUGGAAUAACCUCGUCAUGAGCUCCGAGAGACCAACAGCCUACAGGCUGACCAACAUGUACUUUGAGCGAAGCGAGCCAGAAGCCGGAGAGUACUACUCCCUGUACGAUGUCUAUGCACCAGAUCAGGACUCCUAUUUCACUAAUUGGGUUGUGCAUGGGUUAGAGGUUGUAAAGGCAGGAAUGCCAGCAAGAUCUUGGUCUGUUGUAUUUGACGGAGAGCCUGACCUGAAUCUCGCUACCGAUCUGUUCACCACGAUUAUCAAGCGGACUAUUGUUUGGCAUACUUUUUACAGCGACUGCGUUUCUUUGGGCCUUUUUACAGACCCGAGCCAUCCUGAAUAUCCAUUCGCCACUAGCACAUCUGACAAGAGAGUUCCUGAACGGAUGAGAAGUUCAAUCUUCCAAUGCAACUUCAAUCUUGAUCGACCUUGGAACCUGGAUAAGAUAGCCGCUGAUCACAACGUGCACAAUGAUGAGCAUGAAGGGGACUCAAGUUUUUGGUUGAGAUCUACUGUGGAUGAUUCUGAGCCUAUAGAUUUCCGCAUUUCGAGCCCAGCGGUGGCCAUUGGAAAGCUACGCCUUGUUUACUUUGAGCGGGAAACGAUAUCAGACCAUUGA